Messenger RNA from Naumovozyma dairenensis CBS 421, 1101 nucleotides. RefSeq lists its product as uncharacterized. Gene Ontology annotation, molecular function: protein binding. The record is from RefSeq and is a predicted model, not a curated record. The transcript has a single exon. Bases 1 to 1101 code for a protein of 366 amino acids. Lineage: Eukaryota; Fungi; Ascomycota; Saccharomycetes; Saccharomycetales; Saccharomycetaceae.
AUGUCCUCGGAUAAUAAUUCAUUAUCUAUACCUAAGGAUAUUAUAGAAGGUGUCAUGGUUGAUGAUACCGCAGAGACCCAACAUAAUCAUCAUCGUCGAUCGUUAUCUCCAAGUUUACCAAUAUGUACUACUACUACAUCAAAAUCAUCGAUAACCUCGAAUAAGUCUACUUCGACAUCUUCAACAAAUAAUAAUAACAAUUAUAAUAGCAAUCAUGCAACUUUGACUAAUGUCCGACCUAUCGAUGUCGUAGUGGCACUAUACGAUUUUUAUGAUUCCAAUUCGACUUCUUCAUCUUCAUCUUCUAUUAAUAAUGGAACGAAUAAUAAUAACCAUCAUCAUCAUAGCAUUCAUAAUAAUAGUACAACUAACAAACAUCUUUCCUUUCAACAAGGUGAUACCAUUUAUGUCUUAAAUAAAAAUAGUUCAGGUUGGUGGGACGGUCUUUUAAUAAUGGAUAGUAAUAAUAAUAAUAAUAAUAAUAAUAAUGACACUAACAAUAAUAAUACGGAAGGUGACAAUCAUAAUAAUAGUAAUAACAACAACGUAAGAAGAGGCUGGUUUCCUCAAACUUAUGUUCGUUCAAUAUCUUCCUCUACAUCAUCUGCUCAUUUCUUUAAAAAAUUGAACUCAUUUUCAAAUAGAAGUUCUAGAAGAGCAAGUGUAGCUACUACUCCUGGAAUUAUUACCACUACUACUUCUACAAAUACCGUUGCCAAUAGUAGUAAUAAUCCUGCAGCUCUUCCUACAGCCACUGCCACUGCUAUUACUACUGCUACUGCUACAAACAGUAGCUCUACAUUUCUUAAUAUACCUACCAACAAAAGUAAAAGUAGAAGAAAUAGUUCCAAUUAUUCUCAUAUGAAUCAUACAACUUCAACUUUGGAAGAUACAAAUAGUAUUAAAUCUUUGCAUAAUCAUCAUCAUAAUAACAACAAUUCUCAUGAUCAUAAUAAUAAUAAUAAUAAUAAUAAUAAUGACCAAAUAAAUCAAAACAUUUCAGAUCCACUGAACAAAUCAAAUAUAAUUACAGAUACAAACUCUUCAACAAAAAUUAUAAAACAAAAAAUGAUGAUGAUCCAAUUACUAUAUUAUCAUUAG